CAUUUUUCCAACCCUCUUUCGUCGUUUUGUUGUGAUGUUUGUUUUGCUUUACUUAUCAAAUUAUGAUUCAUCGAAGGGGCAUCGUGUUGAUUAGCUCGGUCCGGAAAUCUGUCAACACAAAGCUGUGCCGCGAUGGCGACCGAAUUCCUCGCCGAGAAUAAUGUGUGCGGUCAAACGAUUCUGCAAAUCGUCGCGGAAGGAAAUACCAUCAUUUGUGAACUAUUGCGGCUGAAGGAUUACGUACCGGAGCUAUUCUACUUGAAAACGAAGGAAGAGCAGCAAAAGUAUGGCGAAAUCAUCAAAGACUUUGGCUACUUUCAAAUCGCCGAUGCACAGGAAGCAAAGAUCGAAGCGGACGAAAAGCUGCGGCUGCUCGAUGAAGAGCUGCGGGAAAACUAUAUCGUUACGCUGAACCGGUUCUACAUCGUGUUUGAAAGCAUACACAAGUACGUGAAGGAUCUGAACACGUUCAUCGAGGAGCUGAACACGGGCCUCUUCAUACAGCAGUCGAUGGAGAAGGUGUUUCAGGAUGCGGAAGGCAAACAGCUGAUGUGUGAAGCGCUGUACCUGUACGGUAUGAUGCUGCUGGUUGCCGAUCUGCACAUUCCUGGCAUCGUGCGGGAACGCAUACUGGUGUCGUACAAUCGGUACAGUGCACUGAAAACGCACAGCGACAGCAGUAUAGAUGAGGUUUGCAAAUUGCUCCGUUCUACCGGGUUCAAUGAUGGUGCGGUCGGUAGCAACGGUGGCGGUGCGGGUCGUAAAGUGGCCAGCUAUCCGGAGGACUUUUUUGCCCGCGUUCCCAUCAGUCCCCUUUACAUCGAGAUGGUCAUUGGCCGGCUACGGUCGGACGAUGUGUACAACCAAAUCGCCGUUUACCCGCUGCCGGAGCAACAUUCAACGGCACUCGCCAACCAGGCCGGGAUGCUGUACGUCUGCCUGUUCUUCUCACCCAAAACGCUCCACAAUCAAUCGGCACGAAUGCGUGAAAUCGUGGACAAGUUCUUCUCCAACAAUUGGAUCGUGUCGCUGUACAUGGGCAUCACGGUUAAUUUGAUAAGUGCCUGGGAACCGUUUAAGGCCGCCAAAACGGCACUCACCAACACACUCGACAAUGCCAAUCUGAAGGAAAUAUGCCACCGGCAGAAGCAAUCGAUGGACACGCUACUAACCCGCACCCGGAACAUUCUGCGCGAAGGGAACCUAACUGAGCAGAAUCUACUCGAUCACAUGCCGAAGGUGAUGGCGCUGGUGCGCGACUGCAACAUAACGGUGCGCUGGAUAAUGCUGCACACGACCAGCGUGAGCAGUGCGCUCGAUAUCGCCUCCGCUGCCGCCUCCAAACGGUGCCGCCAGGUGCGAGAGCUGAUCGAGCAGGAGACCGAGUUCCGGGGGGUGGUAUUUUUCGAACUGUUGCUCAACACAAGCCAGCUUGAGCUGAAAGUGCGCGAAAUGUUGAAACGAUUGCUGGAGGAACGGGACGACCGGUGGGCCGACUAUCGUCGGGAAGCGACCGACCGUAUGCAGGAUCUGGCGGAUGCGUUUUCCGGCGCAAAGCCGUUCGUGAAAACGCGCCAAAACGAAAGCUUAAGCCGAUGCUUCGCCAACAUCCGGAAGGAGAUCGAUGGGCUGAGCAGGGAGGAGAAACAGCUGAGCCAAACCGGGCGCACGAUCAUUCAGCUGCUGCAGGCACUGGAAGAGGUGCAGGACUUCCAUGGGCUGAGCCGCAACAUGCAGGUGAAACAGCACAUCGUCGAGACGCGCCAGUACCUGCACGAAAUGUUCCACACCAUUAGCAUCAAGGAGAAUGAUCUGAUAAAUUUGCAGCUGAUCGGAGAUUUCAGCUACGCGUGGCGCCUGAUCGACGGGUACACCGGGAUGAUGCAGGAAAACAUACGCCAUCAGCCGCGGCUAGUGAUAAAGCUGCGCUCCACAUUCCUGAAGCUGGCGUCGGCACUGGAAAUCCCGCUGCUGCGGCUCAAUCAAGCCGAAUCGGAACAUUUGAUCGAUGUGUCGCGUUACUAUAGCAACGAGCUGGCGAACUUUGUGCGCAAGGUGGUGCAAAUCAUUCCGGAAACGAUGUUCGCACUGCUCGCCCAAAUCGUUGACCUGCAGACGAACGUGCUGAAGGAGUUGCCGGCGCGGCUCGAGAAGGAACGCAUGAAGGAGUACGCACAGUUCGAGGAGCGGUUUCAGAUCGCGAAGCUCACCUACACCCUGUCCACCUUUACCGAGGGCAUUCUGGCGAUGCAGACCACGCUCGUCGGUGUGGUCGAACUGGACUCGCGGAAGCUGCUCGAGGAUGGCAUUCGCCGGAAGUUGGUACAGAACGUGGCCGAAGCGUUUCACCAGCAGCUGGUGUUUGGGCAGAAGGGGAAGGAAUCGGAGCUGUACCCGCGGCUCGAUGCGCUGCACAAGACCAUCCACGGGUAUCGGCGAUCGUUCGAGUACGUGCAGGACUAUCUCAACAUUCACUGUAUGCGCAUCUGGAACGAGGAGAUGGCGCGCAUUAUUCAGUUCAAUGUGGAGAAAGAGUGCCAACCGUUUCUGAAGAGUAAACCGCACGACUGGGAACAGUCCGGGGCUGGCGGUGGCGGUGAUCUGGAGAGCGGUUUAGUACCGAUUCCGAUCUACCAGCCGGUCGAUAUGACGUCGAUUAAUUUCAUGGGCCGGCUGGCUCGGGAGGUAGUUCGUAUUACCGAUCCAAAGACAACGAUCUACAUCGACAUUUGCUCCAGCUGGUACGACUACAAAACACACAAGCUGCUGCUGACGAACAAAUUCGCCCAUAAAAUCAACGAAACGUUCGGUCCCGCCGGACUGAUCGGACUCGAUCGGCUGUACGGAGCAAUGAUCAAGUCGGAAUUGGAGCUGCUGCUCGGUGCGGUACAACGCAAGAUUCAACACGAAGCUGGUAGCUGGGGCGAUGUGUUGGCGAGCAUUAAAGCCGACCUCGAGCGGGCGGAUAUUGUAGCCAAUCCGGCCAAAACCUAUCCAUCGCUCGUCUCAAACACGUCGCGCUUCUUUAGCACCAGUUCGUUUGGGGACUGGUUGCUGAAAAUAGGACAGAAACAAACGCUUCGCUGCCAGCUUGCGCUGGAGCUGAACUGCAGCUGCAAGAUAAGGGCAACCAAGCUGGAAGCUUCCCUAAAAACGCUCAAUGAAGCUAUUCUGCUGGAAUUCCAGCAGCACCAGCUGAACGAAGCUCAUCCACUGCCGCGUGCCGAACUGGUGGCCGAACUCAACACAUACCUGCUGUACGCUGGGCUGUACGAUCCUUACCGGAAGGUGUACAUCAAACAGGAACCUGCGCGCUUUUUACCGCUGCUGCUCUUUCUGUACCUUACCGGCACCCUGGCCAAGCUACAGUACAUGGAAAAUGUGGACAGUUUGGUGGCCAAGCGGAAGAACGAAUCGAUCGAUGGUCAUCCGCUUACGAUCGGGCUGCUAACCGUGCUGCGGCAGUUCGAUGCGUCCGAGACGGACCUCUUUCUGCAGUACCUGUGCCAGUACGUGCUGUCCUUUGUGCACGCCGCUAAUCUAGACGCGAAGACGCCGGUUGCGAGUGAAGCUUUGUUCGCGUUACGGUUUCUGGAGAUUUUUACGCGCGUCGCGGACAUACCGAGAAGCUAUCUGGAGCAAUACCUUUCGGCGGUCAUACUGGACCAGUACAUAUUUGUUGCGGACAUAAAAUGACCUUUGCGUUUCUUCAAGUUAUUCCAAUAAUCUGUAUUCUUUAGCUGUACUGUAUUACAUCCAAUGUAAAUCCAAUCAAAAAUGCUAUUAAAAGCUGUAUAGUAGUGUAAUGGCCAAUUGUAAUCACA
Messenger RNA from Anopheles stephensi (Asian malaria mosquito), 3824 nucleotides. RefSeq names its product WASH complex subunit 5 (gene Strump). Bases 133 to 3696 code for a protein of 1187 amino acids. Gene Ontology annotation, cellular component: endosome; WASH complex. Lineage: Eukaryota; Metazoa; Arthropoda; Insecta; Diptera; Culicidae. The record is from RefSeq and is a predicted model, not a curated record. The transcript has 7 exons. Gene Ontology annotation, biological process: regulation of actin nucleation; actin filament polymerization; endosome fission.